This is a messenger RNA of Alternaria rosae, 1909 nucleotides long. Its product is annotated as kinase-like domain-containing protein. Lineage: Eukaryota; Fungi; Ascomycota; Dothideomycetes; Pleosporales; Pleosporaceae. Gene Ontology annotation, molecular function: ATP binding; MAP kinase activity. The transcript has 5 exons. The record is from RefSeq and is a predicted model, not a curated record. Gene Ontology annotation, cellular component: cytoplasm; nucleus. Bases 420 to 1478 code for a protein of 352 amino acids. Gene Ontology annotation, biological process: protein phosphorylation; intracellular signal transduction.
ACUCCAACAAUCACAGUUCUGUGGUAAGUCAAACGAUAUGGACGGAUGCAUAGUCGGGGGCGAAUAGCACAUGUUGUUCUUUGUAUUCUGACGUGCGCGUUGCCGCCAUGAACACCUUUUGCGGCUCAAAGGGCAGCACGUGGGGCUGGCUCAGUGUCUGACACAGUGCCGUUUCACCAACGCGCGCAAGACACGCUUGCUGUUCUGCGAACAAUGCUUGCCAUAUAGCUCUCUAGAACCCGGGCUGACCAGCGCAUUUGUAGAUUCUACUUGAACAACCGCAGACGCAGCCUCAUUCCGCUUCCUCAGCUCUUCACCUGUCGACUAUCCAGCAAUCGCGACCCCGCAAUCACUGAGCACCAGCUCAAUUGACCCAAUUCACUGCGCAUCAGCGCAUACCAACCACCACAACCGCCAACAUGCCUCCAGCGGGGAGCGGUAGCUCUAGAAAGAUAUCUUUCAAUGUCUCAGAGCAGUACGAUAUCCAAGAUGUCGUCGGAGAGGGCGCAUACGGUGUUGUUUGCUCCGCGUUACACAAGCCGUCAGGCCAGAAGGUCGCCAUCAAGAAGAUUACGCCCUUUGACCACUCCAUGUUCUGUCUGAGAACACUACGAGAGAUGAAGCUACUCCGAUACUUCAACCACGAGAACAUCAUCUCCAUUCUCGACAUCCAGAAGCCUCGGAACUACGAGACCUUCACCGAAGUGUACCUGAUUCAGGAACUCAUGGAGACCGACAUGCACCGCGUCAUUCGCACACAGGAGCUUUCGGACGACCAUUGCCAGUACUUCAUCUACCAGACCCUACGCGCGCUGAAGGCCAUGCACUCCGCAAACGUGCUCCAUCGCGAUCUCAAGCCCUCCAACUUGCUCCUUAACGCCAACUGCGAUCUCAAGGUCUGCGAUUUCGGUCUGGCUCGAUCAGCCGCCUCGACUGAAGACAACUCGGGUUUCAUGACGGAAUACGUUGCAACGCGUUGGUACCGUGCGCCCGAGAUCAUGCUUACCUUCAAGGAGUACACAAAGGCCAUCGAUGUAUGGAGUGUAGGAUGCAUUCUAGCAGAGAUGCUUAGCGGAAAGCCUCUGUUUCCCGGAAAGGACUACCACCACCAGCUUACGUUGAUCCUCGAUGUGCUCGGCACACCCACCAUGGAAGACUACUACGGCAUCAAGUCCCGCCGAGCUCGUGAAUACAUCCGAUCGUUGCCGUUCAAGAAGAAGAUCCCAUGGAAGGCCAUGUUCCCCAAGACCAACGACCUGGCGCUUGACCUGCUCGAGCGGUUACUCGCUUUCAACCCCGUCAAACGUAUCACAGUCGAGGAUGCGCUCAAGCACCCCUACCUUGAGCCGUACCACGACCCAGAUGACGAGCCGACCGCCGACCCAAUUCCCGAGGAGUUCUUCGACUUUGACAAGAACAAGGACAAUCUGACCAAGGAGCAGCUGAAACUCCUCAUCUACCAGGAGAUUAUGCGAUAAACCUCUCUACGUUUCCCUCAACCGCGAGAUAUACACAAGAUACCACGAUCGAGUCGAUUUCCGCAACUUGUCCACAGCUAGCUCACUACCAUAUUCGAGGAAGGGUCUACAAUCAUCCUGUAAUUUGGAUUCGCAGCAGAAAGACAUAAUGUUAGCCAAAUGACGGUAGGAAGGCAUACGAGGAGAUUGCGCAUCGAAUUCGCGCAUUCUCAAGAAAGAAAGAAUCUCCUAUAACCACAGUACCUUAAGAUAGGAAAAGGCAGAAAUGAAUUGCUUCUUUGCAAUCUUGAUGUUGACCUUGCAUGUGUUCACGGAUGUGAGUGCUUUGCUUAAGAGAGUAUGCUACAUUUUCAACGCCCAAUCCAUGCUUUGGAUCUUUUCUUCCUCUUUGCUACCUCGCCUACUACGCUGCUGUCCGUCCCAAAUCACAC